Molecule: messenger RNA, 1742 nt
Organism: Coturnix japonica (Japanese quail)
Lineage: Eukaryota; Metazoa; Chordata; Aves; Galliformes; Phasianidae
Source: RefSeq, a predicted model, not a curated record
CGCAUGCGCAAACGCUCCAUCCGCCGCCCGGCCGCCCACAGGUGGGGGAGGGUAGGAGCGGCCGCAGCGCUGAGCCCAGGCGGCCCCGGCACCCCCUCCACCCGGAGGUGGGGCGGGGAUGGAGGCGCCUUUAUCCCGCACGGGCCCCCAGCAACAUCGGGUAGGGUUUUGAGUGCUCUGCCGUCUCAUCGAAGUCCGCCGCCGGCGUGAAGGAGGAAGAGGAGGGGGCGCGCCAACAUGGCCGCCGCCUCCAAGUGGGAGCGCCUGAGGCCGCUGCGGCCGGACACGCUGCGUCUGAGCGCGACACCAAUGCUUGACUUGAGUUUAGAUGAUGACGUACCAGUUGUAAAAAAAACUCUGAAGGUCAAAAGGCCUCGAUUUGAUGUAUCCUUGGUUUAUUUGACUCGAAAAUUCAUGGAUCUUGUCAAAAAUGCUCCAGAUGGCGUCCUUGAUUUAAACGACGUAGCAAUAGCUCUUGGAGUACAGAAACGAAGAGUGUAUGACAUCACCAGCGUGUUGGAUGGGAUCAACUUAAUUCAGAAAAGAUCAAAGAAUCACAUCCAGUGGGUAGGUACUGAUCUUGACCGAAUUGUUGAAGUGGCAGCACAACGGCAAAACCUUAAAGAUGAACUUUCUGACUUGUCAGCCAUGGAAGAAGCUCUGGAUGAAUUAAUCAAGGAUUGUGCUCAUCAGUUAUUUGAUCUAACAGAUGACAAAGAAAAUGCAAAACUAGCUUAUGUGACGUACCAAGAUAUCCGCAGCAUUCAGGCAUUUCAAAAGCAGAUUGUGAUUGCAAUCAAAGCUCCGGAAGAAACCAGACUGGAAAUACCGAUUCCUAAAGAAGUAAGUUUUAAAGAAGAUUGCAUCAAAGUACACGUAAAGAGCACAAAAGGACCCAUUGAUGUGUAUCUGUGUGAGGUGGAACAAGAGAAGCCAGGAGACAAAACUUCUGAAGAUAAGGAAGCUGUCACUUCUGAAACUGAGCCAUCAGUUCCUCCCGAUGAAGAGUGAGAGGAACUACAACCCAGUCUAACACACAGUGUAAAUAUCUGAGUUGUAGAGCUCUUCCAAAGCUGUUUGGAACUGCACAUUUGCCAACCUGAAUUGCUCCACAGUAUUUUACAUUUAAAACAGCAGCGGAUUGAGCGCUUUCACAGGAAUAUUUAAUCUUCCCAAGUCGGAAGGCAAUGGCUCCUAGGUUUGGUAUUAGGAGCUUUGAUUUUAUAAUAGCAUGUGAUCUAUGGAGCUUUGGGGAAAUGGUGGUUUUAGUUUAUAAAGUAAUUUUAAUUGAUGGAAAACGCCUUCAGUAAAGGAAUUUGAAAAAUGGAGGCUUUUAGGAACUGUUUCUGGAACAAUCUGUAAACCUGAAAAUGUAUAUAAUAAAGAAAAUGCACUUUUCAGUUCUGAGGCUGCACUACUAUGAAAAAGGAAUAUUAAAUACAGAUGAAGAAAGAACUGAUGUAUCAGAAGCCUUCGUUAUGAGGAAGAAGAUGUAAAUAGUAUGAGAUUUAUGCCUGCCACUGUGUAGAUGCUGUUUGCAUUAUUUGCAUCCAGUUCUGCCUUAAAUGUGAUACCAACACUGAAGUUUAAAUAAUGGCUUUUUGUAUAUCUGUAUCAUGUCUGGGCAGUUACUGAUGUCGAUUUAAUGAGAUGGUUUACAUUUCUGACUCUGUACAGCAAAGAAGUAAACUUUAUAAAAGCUUCGAGUGGUCAGUCUAUAAUUAAAAAGCACAAUGAUUUGA